AUGUCGCUAACAACCGUGUAUGCGGGCAUCUAAAGGCGCUUUCUUUUUGCAUUAUGCCGUGGAUUACGACUUGGUUGGACUUUAAGCUGCGGUCACGGUGCAUUGUACGUCGACACACGUGUUCAAGAAGCCUCUGAAUCGGAAUCUGGCGCAUAAAAGCAGAGCCAUUCUAAUGUCGUGUUCAAUACGCCUCUAGCAUUCAAUCUACCAUGGAUUUACUUCGCAAUAGACGCAAACAAGCAGCCUCGACGGAACCCUCAAUCGAGCCCUCUCUUGAUGUUACGUCUCUCCCUUCCAUCUCUGGUUCCGUGAGCCCUCCAGAGCCAUGGGAGGAAGUAGACAUAUCAUCCACCGACUAUGCCCGCAGGCGCAGGGAACUUAUGGAAAUGAUGGCUGACCUCCGAUCCAUGGGUGCCGACGCGUUGAUUGCCUUACCAUCCGUAGUCGUAAUUGGUGGCCAAUCCGCGGGCAAAAGCUCACUCGUCGAGGCCGUCAGUGGGAUCAACGUCCCAAAAGAUAGCGGAACGUGUACAAGAUGCCCUAUGGAAUGUAACAUGUCUAGUCAUGCCAAAUCGUGGUCCUGCACCAUCACUCUACGUAUCGGUUUCGAUAGUAACGGCCUAGACCUUCAAAAGCCUACUAAUGUGCGAUUUGGCCCAACGAUCACUGACAGAAGUGAAUUCGAAGUUUGGCUGCGUCGUGCUCAGGCAGCCAUUUUGAACCCGAAUGUUGCUUCUUCGACUUUCCACGCAAAGACCGUCGAGGAACUCAAGAACAUAAAAAACACAUUGAAGUUUUCCCGCAACGUAGUAUGCGUCUCGAUUGAAGAUCCCGACGCAACUGACCUGUCAUUCUAUGAUCUACCUGGCCUAAUACAAAACGAAGAACCCGAAGCUGUCGCAUUGGUGAAAAAUUUGGCAGAACAUUACAUCGAGAAAAAAAAUACUAUCAUAUUGACUACAAUUCCCAUGAGCGAUGAUAUGGAGAAUCAACAAUCUAUGAGUCUCGCCAGGGCCGCUGACCCCAAUGGAAAGCGAACAAUCGGCGUACUUACGAAGCCUGACACGCUUGGUACUGGAGCUAUCAACCAGCGCCGCAAAUGGGUAGAAAUCAUCGAAGGUCGUUCGGAGGAGCACACACUGACGCACGGUUUUUACUGUGUGCGUCUUCCUGAUGAUUCCGAACGUGCACAGCGCCUAUCUCGUGCUGAAUCGCAAAGGCGUGCUGCUGAAUAUUUUGACACAACGUCGCCCUGGAAGGACGUAACCGAGCGUCAUAGGUUCGGCAUUCCAGGCUUUGUCUCCGAUAUAAGCCGACUGCUCAUUCAAUUGAUCGAGGAAACUUUACCGUGUCUCAGAGAAGAUGUCGACACGCUCCUCGCGAAAUGUACCAAGGACUUCGAUGAACUGCCCCCACCACUUGAAAACGACCCACAAAUCGAAGUUUUAGGACGGGUUAAUACGUUCUGCGAUGACUUCAAGAGCUUUGUGAAUGGCAGUCACGAAGACAAAAGUCUUGCGCAGCGGAAUCGUGCUCUAUAUGCUAUUUUCAAGAGGGAUAUACGCGGCACUGCCCCUGACUUUAGGCCUUUCAAUGACCCGGAACACUAUGUUCCACUGGAUGAUACUGAAGGGAACAUGACUCUGAUUGAGCGAGACCCAGGCGUGAAAGUGAUGGGCAUAUAUGACAUCAGCAGGGUCAUCCAAGAGGCAAUUGGAUGGGAGCUUCCGAACAACGUGCCAUAUCAGGCAAAGGCAAACCUCAUUACUCAAUUCACCAAACUUUGGGUUGUUCCGUCUGAGCGCUGUCUUGCUGGUGUCAAUAAUGUGCUUGACCAAGUCGUCGACACGCUCAUAAGCACCCACUUUGGACGCUUCAAGGUUCUCGAGGAAUAUUUUGGCAAUUUGAUUCGAAUUCAGGUUGACAUCUGCAGGGCGCGUGCCAAAGACGCCGUCAAAACAGCGUUGGAUCUGGAAACUAUUCCACACUAUACUCAGAACACGCACUAUCUUCAGACACUCCGCGAAAAAUGGCUGGCUCAUUAUAAGACAGUUCGGAGUAGACCUGCUCUGUACAUGGCACCUAUACGAGCGGAACCUAAGUCGCCCAACAUCUACGAAGCUCCAUCACGGCCAGUUGCUGAAGGCAAAUGUGACGAUUCACCAUCUUUUGGGAAUACGAUCUCAUUCUGUAGUCUUGAUAAGCCAAAGGUCAAGUUUGGGGCGUCCGAAAACAAAGAGAAGGCCGAGACGCCCAAAGCCAAAGCUUUGAGGGCUCUUGCGGAAGCGGGAUAUGCGGGUCUUCAGGUUUCGGAUCUCGCACGAUUGUUACCUCCCGACUCAUUCGAGGAAGAGUUGGUUGUGAUGGCUGACGUUCGAGCUUACUUUCACAUUGCUUAUAAGCGUAUCAUCGACCAUAUUCCUUUCACGAUCGAGCAUGCUCUUCAUCAUGCCCUAGCAAAACAACUUUCGCAGAGCCUUCUCACGAGCUUACUGACUGAUGCCGCAUCUGGAUCCAACUUCUCCGAGCGUAUGAAGGAGUUGGUCAGCGAAGAUGCUUCCAUUGCUCAGAGACGCCUAAUGCUCUCGACAAGAAAAGAGCGCCUAUUGAACAUUCGCCGGAGACUCAUGACCUUCAGUAAUAGUACUUGAUCAUUGCGAGGCGUCACGACGUAUACUUUCAUGCCAAUAUAAAUAUUCUUUACCUCCUGUCGGCAAUUGGUGUUGUUGUUGCUGUAUUGUACUGUUAUAUUUCAUACUUGCGAACAAAGUAGUCUGAUUCUCUACUCGUAUCAGUGCAUUUCUUGUGAUAAAAAGAAGAGGCUUUGAGGUGUGCGCGUCGACCAGAUUUGUG
Suillus discolor is the source of this 2853-nucleotide messenger RNA. Its product is annotated as P-loop containing nucleoside triphosphate hydrolase protein. Gene Ontology annotation, cellular component: cytoplasm; microtubule; membrane. The coding region runs from base 210 to 2651 and encodes 813 amino acids. Lineage: Eukaryota; Fungi; Basidiomycota; Agaricomycetes; Boletales; Suillaceae. The transcript has 12 exons. The record is from RefSeq and is a predicted model, not a curated record. Gene Ontology annotation, molecular function: GTP binding; GTPase activity; microtubule binding.